GACGAUGGAUCCUGCGAUAGUGGAGAUUUACAGGAUGGCAACGUUGCAUUAAGUGAUGUCAUUGAAGUCAUAGCGACUGAUCCAGAUUUUAGACAGAGAACAGAAACAAAAAAUCCCGAAAUGUUCAAUGGAGGAGGAGAAAUUCCCGUACCACAACCUAUCAAAUCGUCGAUACAGGCUCGAAAACAAGCCUACGUGAAGAUCGUCGAGCAACCGGCGUCGAAGGCCCUUCGGUUCCGGUAUGAGUGCGAGGGCAGGUCGGCGGGGUCGAUUCCGGGCGCCCGGAGCACCCCGGAGACAAAGACCUACCCCACCGUGCAGAUAGUCGGCUACCAGGGUAGGGCGGUGGUGGUAGUGUCGUGUGUCACCAAGGACGCUCCCCAUAAGCCUCACCCAUAUAAACUGGUGUCGAAGUCCAACAACAAAGAUUGUAGAGAUGGGAUCUUCCAAACGGAAGUAAAUGUCAAAGGUCCAUUCCAUCUCGUAGAUUUGAAAAAUGUGGGGAUUCAAUGUGUGAAAAGAAGACGUAUGGCCAACUCGCUUAAACUGAGAGAGGAACUCAAAAUCGAUCCUUUCAACACCGGUUUCAGUCACAGGAACCAACCGACCUCGAUCGACCUCAACACGGUGAGGUUAUGUUUCCAAGUGUUCCUCGAAGGGGACACGCCGAGGAAGUUCUCGGUGCCUCUGACUCCCGUAGUCAGCGAGCCCAUUUACGACAAGAAGGCCAUGUCUGAUCUGAGCAUCACCAAGUUGUCGGACUGCGUCAGUUACGUGGACGGAGGCAGGAAAGACAUGAUCCUCCUUUGUGAAAAAGUAGCCAAAGAGGACAUCCAGGUCCGCUUCUUCGAAGACCCCGGCGACUGGGAGGCCUACGCCGACUUCCAGCCCUCCCAGGUGCACAAGCAGCACGCCAUUUGGUUCCGCACCCCCCGCUACAAGACCCUCGACGUCACCGAACCCGUCAAGGUCUUCAUCCAACUCAAACGACCCUCUGAUGGCGCCGUCAGCGAACCUCUGCCUUUCGAGCUGUGGCCCCUCGACUCAGACCCAGGUGCAAAUAAGAGAAAGAGACAAAAAAUGGAGAAUCCUGAACAGAUAAUUAGGAACUUGCAAGGACCUAAUAUUGCAGGACCUUCACAAUUCGUAGGGGCAAGUUUUACCAUAAACCAGAUCAAAUCGGAACCAAGAGGUUCCCCUUCUCCUUAUGGAGGUUCUGUCAGUUCAUAUGGGGGCGUCAGUCCAAUGUACAACAUUGCAGCAUCCCCCCAAAGUCAGACGAUGUGGGAGAGCCCCUCCCCGGUGAUGAUGGGAGCCCCGGGCGCCACUGGCCAGCCCAACCAGCAGUUCUGGCUGAACAUCCCCGUCGUACCCCCCACCGUCAACCUCCCUGCCGUCCCCCCCGUUGCCCCCGCCACCGAUCUCAUGGAACAAUCGAACAACGAGAUUUUCAAUCUGGACAGCGGCGAAAUCGAAAAGUUCGUGCACAGGGCCUAUGACUUGCAGGAUAUACAGGACCCUCUGCCGAAUUUGGACAACAUGUCGUUGUCCGACAUGAACAUAAACAGCGAAAUGACGGAUUCUUUGACCAAUUUCACUAACAGAGCGGCGGAAGCAUGCGGACUCAUGGAUGUGAACAAACUGAGCUGA
This is a messenger RNA of Phaedon cochleariae (mustard beetle), 1650 nucleotides long. The record is from the annotation of a GenBank genome assembly. Lineage: Eukaryota; Metazoa; Arthropoda; Insecta; Coleoptera; Chrysomelidae.